GCCGCGCGGGGCGUGGCCGCGGGCUCGGGACUCCGGCCGCGGGGAGUGGGGCGCCGGUGCUCGUGCCGCCAGACUCGGCUCCGAGGGGCACGUCCGCGCCGCGCUCGCCGCUCGCCCGCGGCUGCUAGCUUCCCCGGGACUUCCUGCCCGCGCGGUCUCCACCCGGCCGCGGCCCCCGCGCUCGGCUCGGGCUGCGGCGGCGGCGCGCGCGGAGGCGGCCGGCGGGCUGUGCGCGCGGACGGCUGCAAUCAUGGGGCUGCAGCCCCUCGAGUUCAGCGACUGCUACCUCGACAGUCCGUGGUUCAGGGAGAGGAUCCGCGCCCACGAAGCGGAGCUCGAGAGGACGAACAAGUUCAUCAAAGAGCUCAUCAAGGAUGGGAAGAACCUCAUCGCGGCCACCAAAAGUCUCUCGGCAGCCCAGCGGAAGUUUGCCCACUCACUCAGAGACUUUAAAUUUGAGUUCAUCGGGGACGCGGAGACCGAUGAUGAACGCUGCAUAGAUGCUUCCUUGCGUGAAUUUUCUAAUUUUUUGAAGAACCUGGAAGAACAGAGAGAAAUCAUGGCAUUAAGUGUCACUGAAACCCUGAUUAAGCCAUUGGAGAAAUUCAGAAAGGAGCAACUGGGAGCUGUGAAGGAAGAAAAGAAGAAGUUCGACAAAGAGACAGAGAAGAACUAUAGCCUGAUUGAUAAACAUUUGAAUUUAUCAGCAAAAAAGAAAGACUCACAUUUACAAGAGGCAGACACGCAAGUGGAGCAGACACGGCAGCACUUCUAUGAACUGUCUCUUGAGUAUGUGUGUAAGCUGCAGGAAAUCCAGGAGAGAAAGAAGUUUGAAUUCGUGGAGCCUAUGCUGUCAUUUUUUCAGGGAAUGUUUACUUUCUACCAUCAGGGCCAUGAACUUGCCAAAGACUUCAAUCACUACAAAAUGGAACUACAGAUCAACAUUCAGAACACGCGGAACCGUUUUGAAGGCACGAGGUCGGAAGUGGAAGAGCUGAUGAACAAAACCAGGCAGCACCCCAAAGACCACACGCGGGCCAGUCAGUUCACGGCGGAGGGCUACCUGUACGUCCAGGAGAAAAGGCCUGCCCCCUUCGGGUCCAGCUGGGUCAAGCACUACUGCAUGUACCGCAAGGCGGCCAAGAAGUUCAACAUGAUCCCGUUCGAGCACAGGUCUGGAGGGAAGCUCGGGGAUGGAGAGGCGUUCUUUUUGAAAGACUGUACCAAAAGGCACACCGACUCCAUCGACAGAAGGUUCUGUUUUGACGUGGAAGCUGCUGACCGGCCCGGCAUUUCCCUGACCAUGCAGGCCUUCUCGGAGGAGGAACGGAGGCAGUGGCUGGAAGCUCUGGGCGGAAAAGAAGCGCUGCUCCAGAGUUUUAACCGAGCCAUCGUCCCAAGACCAGAAGGAAGUGCACAGCUGGAUAAGACGGGAUUCACCAUUAUCAGAAAGUGCAUCAGUGCCGUCGAAUCACGAGGUAUAAAUGACCAAGGAUUGUACAGAGUUGUGGGGGUGAGUUCAAAGGUCCAGAGACUUCUCAGUAUGUUGAUGGAUGUAAAAACAUGCAAUGAAUUGGACCUGGAGAAUUCCAUAGAUUGGGAAGUGAAGACAAUAACAAGUGCCCUGAAACAGUAUUUGAGGAGUCUCCCGGAGCCGCUCAUGACCUACGAGCUGCAUGGGGAUUUCAUUGUGCCCGUCAAAAGUGGGAGCCCAGAGUCUCGUGUGAAUGCUAUCCAUUUCUUGGUACACAAGUUGCCAGAAAAAAAUAAAGAAAUGUUGGAUAUUUUGGUGAAACACUUAACCAAUGUAUCAAACCACUCCAAGCAGAACCUGAUGACCGUGGCGAAUCUAGGAGUGGUGUUUGGACCAACUCUGAUGAGGCCGCAGGAGGAAACUGUUGCUGCCAUCAUGGAUCUGAAGUUUCAGAACAUCGUCGUGGAAAUCUUAAUCGAAAAUCAUGAAAAGAUUUUUAGGACCCCGCCUGAUGCCACAUUCCCUGAGCCAGUCUCCCUGUCAGCGUCACCCCCAAAUGCGCCACCAAGACAAUCGAAGAGACCAGGCCAGAGGACCAAGAGACCCGUGGCCGUGUAUAAUCUUUGUCUCGAGCUGGAAGAUGGUGACAGUCCUCACCCUCCUAAGGAGGACACCAGCAGUCUAGACUCACUUUCCUCCCUGUCUCCCACGACUGCAGCUGUUCAUGGGCUCCCUGGACCAGACAAAAACCACCUCGUCACCGAUGGGGACUGGGCACCCACUGCCUCAAGCCAGACCCGAUCGUCGAUGGUCCAGUGGCUCAACCCGCAGUCUCCGACCACACCAAGCUGCACCCAGGCUCUUACGCCGUCUUCACCCAAGUUGCCACCUUGCCUUUUCUCUCCUCCCACCACCGUAGCGGACAAGCCACCUGAAAGCGUCACCAGCCGGAAAGCCCGAGCGGUGUAUCCUUGUGAAGCAGAACACAGCUCCGAAUUAUCUUUCGAAAUAGGAGCGAUUUUUGAGGAUGUACAAACCUCGAGGGAACCUGGCUGGCUAGAAGGGACUCUGGAUGGCAAGAGGGGGCUGAUUCCACAGAACUAUGUCAAGCUACUCUAGCGCCUGGCCUGGGAGGGCCCCACCUGCACCCGUACCCUCGGACCUCCCUGGGGGCCUAGAACUUCUCCCCCCAGGCGGACACUCUGGAAUUACAGAUCACGGAUGGGCACUCCAGGGGUGGGGAGGGGGGAUGUACUCCUAGAGGUGGGUGGGGAGGGACACACCGCCCAGGGCUGCGUGGGUCUGUGCAGCGGGAGAAGAACGUCGGGAUUGACACAGUGGACUUUGCAUUUGUCAAGCCCCGGGACUGGGGGCUGUUGGGUGGCAGGCCCCAGAGCGGGAGAGAGAGUGGCCUUCUGCUGGUGCGCUCCUCACCUGCGGCUGCUCUGCUGUGCGUCUGCCCGCCGGCCUGCUGCUGAGACGCUAAUGGUACGUGCGUGGUGUUUGCUCUCAGCUCCAACCACGAGCUGUGGAGGGGCCACAGCCGGGGUCAGGCAGUGAAUGACUUGGUCUAAGCCCACAGGUGCUCCUGCCCACGUGGCCUCCACCGGGCCCCCUGUGCACUGUCCCCCGAGAACACCGUCCUAUUUAUAACAGGCCUCUGCUCGGUGUUUCUCAUCUGUCUGCUCUUUCCCAGUCACCGCCUUUCUGCCCCACGGUCUCUGUAAGUGAAAUAAAAUAUAAUUUACUA
Messenger RNA from Artibeus jamaicensis (Jamaican fruit-eating bat), 3224 nucleotides. RefSeq names its product Rho GTPase activating protein 10 (gene ARHGAP10). Gene Ontology annotation, cellular component: cytoplasm. The record is from RefSeq and is a predicted model, not a curated record. Bases 251 to 2593 code for a protein of 780 amino acids. The transcript is spliced from 23 exons. Gene Ontology annotation, molecular function: GTPase activator activity; protein binding. Gene Ontology annotation, biological process: signal transduction. Lineage: Eukaryota; Metazoa; Chordata; Mammalia; Chiroptera; Phyllostomidae.